UCAGUCACCUUGCGACGAGACUUCCAGGGAAAGUCAUCUGCGAUAUUACAACAGUUAAUUUCAUUUAAAAGUUUAAAUUUACGUUUCUGUUGUCAACCUCUUGAGGCCAGUUUAUAUUCUCGCAUAUGGGUUUCCAGCACAGCACUUUGAAAGACGUAGACCUGUAUUUUCCAUGAUAUCCCCAAUGGAUUAAAAUACCGGAAGAAUAGUUCCUAUUUAAUUGUCAGGUAUGAAUAAGGUUAUAUCGGAGCUUAGCAUUGAUGAAAUUAAGGAAGAACCAGAUUCGGAUAUGGGGAUAAACACAUUUUCUAUGUGCCAAGAUGAGGUUGAGAACAUAAAGAAAGAAUUUCCAGUUACAUUUAUUGCAGUAAAAAGUGAGCCUGAGGAUAUUUUGGAUGCAAUAGAUGAGGAAACUGUACCAGAUAAUGAAGUAUGUUCGUCAUAUGUUCAAAAUGGAAGCCUCCUUGUUGAUUUGAAACAUGAGGAAGAUCCUUUGCUACUAAAGUUUGAAAAGAAGAAUAUUAAUUUUGUCGAUGGCACAGUUCAACCCUAUUUCUGUGAUAUCUGUCACAAAUCAUUUAAAUAUCAUAGCAUGCUUUUGGCCCAUUGUCAUGUUCACAGCGAAGAAAGACCAUUUGUAUGCAAAGUUUGUAAUAAGGCAUUUAAAAAAGGAGGUGCCCUUCAGAGACAUACACUAGUGCAUAGUGGAGUAAGGCCGUAUUCAUGCGAUGUGUGUAAGAAGACUUUUGGCGUGUUGGGUAACCUGAAGCAUCAUCUACGUACUCAUACCGGCGAGAGACCAUAUACAUGCGACAUAUGUAAGAAAACUUAUUGUGAGUCAAACAACCUGAAGAAGCAUUUAAAAGUUCAUACCGGCGAACGUCCAUAUGUAUGUGAUAUUUGUGAGAAAUCUUUUUAUUUCCCUUCUGAUUUGAACGGACAUCGGCGAGUACAUUCUGGAGAACGUCCGUAUUUGUGCGAUGUAUGCAAUAAGUCUUUCAAACAUCGAGGUGACAUGACUAGACACGUGCGUUUACAUACUGGUGAGCGGCCUUAUUCUUGUGAAAUUUGUAAACAAUCCUUCACCAAACGGUAUCACUUGCAGAAUCAUCAUCGCAUUCAUGCUAAUAAAAAUUCGGAAUGAAAAUUUUGCCAGCACCACGUUGGUAAAUCGAGAAUAAGGAAGACACACCUCCUGCAGACAAAGAUCUUGAAAGUCCAUGAUUAACAAGACCUUGUGGAUGAUGCAAAAUGCUUGCACAUCAUUCAUAGAUGUAGUAAAACUGCACAUUUGUGUCUCUUGUAUUUAGAAUAAGGUGUUGAAGAAGAACCCCAUUUUGCUGCAUGUUCAUUCCGUCUUGCCCCAUACACUGGGGCAAGAUGGGGUGAUUUUCUUCAGUAAAAGAUGUUAUUGGGUACAUUAAUAGUAGUGUUCAAAGUAUUUUAGUUUAUUUAGUUCUUUGUAAAGCCAUUUAAACAACAGCAUCUCCAUUUUUCCCUACCAUUCCAUUGUUUUAUGCGUUGUUGAGUGAUGCGAUGGACAAUGAAAGAAAAGUGUUUUUAAAAAUGCAACUUUUCUAGAUUCUCAUUUCCUUUGUCACUCUCUGGAGAAGCAAUCAUGCAAGCUUUUCACCCUCGUUGAGGCGUUCUGCGUGUAAUAAAUACCAGGUGAGCAAAGGAGGACUUCAGACUUUCAAAACGUUACAGAAAACAAAUCUGACACACUUGGAACUCCACACCUACACCAGUUAAUAUAAACACUAUAAAAGUUUUGUACACACUUCACAGAGAUUGAUACAUUCUCUGCGAGUCGCACGGCAAAUUUUGGUAUGAAAAUCCAACAUGUCCCAAACUUUGUGCUGUCUCUCCCUAGUGAUGGAGGCUAUGGCACUUGUGAUUCACUGUCUCAACGUUGACAAAGACUGCAGCGUAAAUGGAUACUCGGAAUGGUAGUUCAUAUGAAAUUGUGUACGAAAUUCACGUUGCACAGUUGUUACACUCUUGCAUUGCUAACUGCAGAACACACAAAUUCCUCUGCUGUGGGUAGGCAUUUUCAAAACUAGUGGCAUACAGCAGAGGUGUGAAACGGCAAUCAAUCACCUGGGUCACUUAAGACAAAAUAUUCAGAGUUUUUAUAUCAACUGGUGUAAGUGUUGAGUUUUACAUAACCUGCAUUUGUUUUAUGUAUCAUUUUGAAAGUUUAAAAUUCUUUAGUGCUCAGCCUGUAUUUUUAAAAAAUUAUGCCCAUUAUGCACACAAACAUCGAUAACACAUAUUAAAAGGUUUCUACUGUAAUUGUCCCUUUCCACUCAGAAUCGCCUUAGUCACAGGAAGGACACUUCUAAUAAAGGCAAACUAAGAGACAAAGAAAUUAACUAAAAAAAGUUUUUUCUAUCCCAUUUCAAGAAAAUUAUCCUAAAGGGGAUAACAUUUUUGCAAAAAUAUGUCAAAAAGUAACACUUACUGUAUAUUAUUUGUCCAUCUUCGCACAACAGGGUUCACAUCGUUUGGAAUAUGAUACAGGGCAUAUGUCUCACUUGUUGAUGAAUAACAUAAUUCAGAAUAAUUUACUGAAAGGUAUCAUAUAUGAUAAGGGACUAGAAGAAUCAAAACUUCACGAAAACUUUUUUCGUGAAACAAUGUGUAAUAGAUUAUAUAAAUUUAUUAAGAACUCGCAUGUUUAUACUUCACAAUUUCUUCAUUUUUGCUCAACUGCUGUACUGAUGUCUGUGGUCACAAGUGCUUUUAUAUGCUGAAACUAAUCGUCUACAAAAAUAAGCAGGCUGAUCGUCAAUUCAAUUUAGAACUUGAGAAAUUUCUGCAUACAAGAUCAUGGACACUUCGUUCACAGGCGUAAUCACGAUGCACGCGUUAAAAAGAGUCUGCUCCGAGGCCGAUUGUUUUCUUCUGUGGUACACAAAUGUAAGCAUCACGGUAAUGAGAAAAUAUCAUUUAGUUAUUUAUUUGGUGGAUGACAACCAGAAAAUUUUUGUUUCUUUGUAUCUUUCAGUCUUUCCAGGAGUACGAAUGUGUGGCGAACUGGGAAAUCAUUUUGAAAACUGCUUUUAUAUUUUCAAAACGAUCCUGAAUUGCAAAAGUAUCGCAAAUGCUGUGACCACAGUUACGUGUACAAAGUUUUAUGUUGGCCAAUACCUCAGAGAACUCAUUGCAGGGGAUGCAGGCAUUAUUCAGUCUGCUGUAUUACAUUACACUCAAUCAUAUGGUCAUACAUAAGAAGUUGUGUAAUUUGUUAAUCCAAUUAAUACUGUGCAAUCAUGCAUUUAAUAAAAGCUAAUUUCUUUAA
Molecule: messenger RNA, 3304 nt
Organism: Zootermopsis nevadensis
Lineage: Eukaryota; Metazoa; Arthropoda; Insecta; Blattodea; Termopsidae
Biological process (GO): regulation of gene expression
Cellular component (GO): nucleus
Source: RefSeq, a predicted model, not a curated record